This is a messenger RNA of Sebastes umbrosus (honeycomb rockfish), 2150 nucleotides long. Its product is annotated as rhamnose-binding lectin-like. The transcript is spliced from 18 exons. Bases 101 to 1537 code for a protein of 478 amino acids. Gene Ontology annotation, molecular function: carbohydrate binding. The record is from RefSeq and is a predicted model, not a curated record. NCBI's taxonomy places the organism in Eukaryota, Metazoa, Chordata, Actinopteri, Perciformes, Sebastidae.
CAGGAUAGACGUAGGCUGUAGCCUUGAUCAACAUGAAUAAAUACUGAGUGUGUCUGGACCCACCAUCAGUCUCACUGGUACCACUGGGUCCUGCAAAACCAUGCUUCGCCUCAGCACCACACUCUUGCUGGCAGCGACCUGUCUGCUUGUACGUCCAGGCGUUGCCAUAGAGACAACUACCACCUGUGAACCCAGAACUGUCCAUCGCCUGAGCUGUGAUUCCGGAGUGGUCAUUGUGGAGGAAGUGCUGUACGGACGUGCAGACAGUCUGACCUGCGGCGCGGGAAGACCUCCGGGGCAGCUUGCCAACACACAGUGCUCUCUCGAGGGAGCACUGAGCGCCGUCAAGACAAGGUGUGAUGGAAAAAGGGUGUGUGAAAUAAACCGGGAUGUCUUCGGAGCAACUGAUCCCUGCGUCGGCACCUUUAAAUAUCUCCAGACCAAGUACAACUGCCUGCCAGCAAUUCACCUUGUAACAUGUGAGCACUCUUUGGCCCACCUGCACUGUGAUGUCGGACAGGUUAUAUCUGUCUUUGGUGCUGAUUAUGGACGCCGCGACCAGACCACAUGCAUCUACAAACGGCCUGCCUCUCAAUUUCUAAAGGUCGACUGCUCAAACCCCACCAGCAGCGUUUCUGACAGCUGCGGUGGGAAAAACAGCUGUAGUUUCAGCGCAAGCAACUCAGUGUUUGGAGACCCCUGUCCCGGCACUUUCAAGUACCUGGAGAUUGCUUACGUCUGUGAAUAUCCUACGACCAUUCAAGAGGAUACCAAAGAACUCUUCACCUGGCAGAUGAAUACAGGUGUCUCAGCCAUCAAUCAACCCACUGCUCACCUCAGACCGCAUCUAUCUUCUGAAACCAUGCCUUGCUUCAGACUCAGCACCACACUUUUGCUGGCAGCAGUAUGUUCGCUCAUGGCAGCAGUUGCUUCCAAAGAGAGAGUUGUCACCUGUGGCAGCCUGAGAAACGUCCAUCACCUGACCUGUGGUCACGGAGUGAUCAGAGUGCAGGCGGCAGAGUAUGGACGUAAAGACAAUAUGACCUGCAGUGUGAGAAGACCUCGGAGACAGCUGGCCAAUACAAAGUGCUCUCAAGCUGGCACAGUGAACGUCCUCAAGAGCAGGUGUGAUGGCAAGAAGGAGUGUGAUCUAAACAUAAACGUUGUGCGCAACCCUGAUCCCUGCCGUGGCAUCUACAAGUACCUGGAAACCAUCUUCGCCUGCUUCCCAGCAAUUCACUUUUCUACAUGUGAGGGCUCUGUGGCAAACCUCCAGUGUGCUGAAGGACAGAUUAUAUCUGUGUACGGUGCUCACUAUGGACGCACUGACCAGACCACCUGCACGUACAAACUGCCCAGUUCUCAGAUUCAAAAAAUCAACUGCGCACGCUCAGUCACUGGCCCUGUUUCUAAAAGCUGUAAUGGGAAGAACAGCUGUGCCAUCGAGGUGGGAAACUCAAAAUUGGGAGGAGACCCCUGUGGAGGCAUUUACAAGUACCUGGAGGUGGCUUACAUUUGUGAAUAUCCUAUUUCUUGAAAAGUUGACUCCAGAGUAACCUGUGUCACAACAUACAGAAAUAUACCUAUAUAUCAUAUACCUAUAAACAUGCAUUUAAUCAAACACAUUUGUCAGUUUUUAAUCAGCUAGAGAAAUGACACAAUAACCUUAGAAUCAUCUUCCAGAAACAUAACUAUACUAUCUGUAGCUACAAUGGCUGAACAAAGAAAAACAACAAACCUACAGACACAAUGAAAAAAAAUAUUUUACAGGAAAGUUUUUUUUAAUCUUUUUUUUCCCAUAAAACAAUGAAUGUCUGUAGAUUAACAGAUAUGUGCAGAUAUAAAAGUUUACCUUUAAAAUUACAAGUAAUUGAAAUUGUUUUAUAAUGACAAUGUAUUUUUUUAUUUGCAUACAUUGUAAGUGUAAUUUUACAUUAAAUGUGAGGUCAUAUUUUACAGAUUUUUCCUGUUCCUGAUAAUGAAGAAAUGCAUGUAAAAUUUACAGAAAUCAGUAGUCAAAGUGUUUUUUCUUUAAAAUCAAGGUAUGUGGUUAAAAAGUGAUUUUAUGUGUUAAGGGGUAAUUAAUAGUAAUUGUACAAGCUAAAUAGUAAACAUUGUGUGUGGCAUAUGAAAUAAAAUGACUGAAAACA